Molecule: messenger RNA, 883 nt
Organism: Spinacia oleracea (spinach)
Lineage: Eukaryota; Viridiplantae; Streptophyta; Magnoliopsida; Caryophyllales; Amaranthaceae
Exons: 2
Coding region: 152-673 (173 amino acids)
Source: RefSeq, a predicted model, not a curated record
ACUCUAUAUAUACAUAAUUGAAAUAUUCACAAGUAUGCAUUACUCCGUAUAACAAAAGCUAUAAACAUCAUAGAGUCAAUUAGACAACAAACUUUCGAGCUAGUCCUAAGUUGCUAACCAGAGUUAUCAAUCAAUUUUACAGAAUCGAAUCAUGGCAAGCAAUAGCGAUGAGAAAACCCAGAGUUUGGGUUUGCCGGAGCAGGCAGCUAACGAAGAGGCGGUAGGCUUGUUUGAUUAUGGUUGGAUAAAAAUAGUAAAAAUAGUAAAUAAUACCAAAAUCGAUGUAACCUUUACCAACCCAAACGGGGACAAGACAGGAACCAUCGAACCGGGUCAAUCAGAGAGCACGGACUGUGUUGGUUGGGUGCCUUACUGGGAUUCUUCAAAAAAGUACACCAUCAAGUUUUUUAAUGAUGUUCAUAACGAGUUUAAAGAAAUUAGCAUGGUCGAUUUAAAAGGUGAAUGGAAAUUAUCGUUGAAAAUGCCAGAGGUUCAAGAAGAUAAAAGGGUUGUUCGCCCAAAAUGGGGUCCUAAUAAGGAAUCAGCCCUUCUUAAGAUCACUGUUUUUAAUAGGUAUGAUGGUUUUAGUAUGAAAUAUUCUGGGUAUACUCUUACAGAUAAUGAUUCUAAUUGGGAAAUUGGCGAAUUUUAUGAAUCUAAAAGGGAUUGGUGAAUGGUGAAACUCUCCUCAACUAGUCAACCAUAUGUAUUUGGUCAAACUCUCCUCCGAUAAACUUAUCGUACGAUUGUCCCUUUUUAAUUUGAGUGUUAACCAAUGCCUCCGAUUUCUGGAGUAUCAACAGAAACUGUUACGAGGUACUGGAGUAAUGUAUUUUUCAAUUGUAAUUUGUAAGCUUGAAUAAUUAUCGUAUUUUGCACGAAA